AUGCACGAAAAGGUGUACGAUGACAUCACCUCGCGGGACAACUCCAGCGCUCCGGCCUGUGACCUUUACGUCAGCGGAGCUCCUUGCCCAGCAUUUUCAAGCGCUGGUCGCCAGCAGUCGCUAGGAGAUGUUCGGGGCUGCGUUUUGAUACACAGCCUCGAUUACGUCGUGGAAAAGAGGCCACGGCUCGCAGUGUUUGAAAAUGUGCGGGGGCUUAGCGGCCCGAAAUGCAAAGCGGUGCUGGAUGCGGUGGUGAAGAUUCUGCGCCUCUGCAAUUACUCCGUACGGGCCCAGGUCCUCGACACGAAGGUCCAUGGGGGAAUCCCGCACAGCAGGCCAAGGCUGUACCUCGUGGCCGUCUCAAAGGCAUGGGCAGUGAAAGAGGAGAUGCGGCGUGUCUUUCCUGAUCCUAUCACUUGCCCUUCGCUCAGCCGCUUCAUCAUCAACAACGUGCAGCAGAAGCGGGAUGUCACAGACUUGGCCCUGAAGAACAUCAAAGCUGCCAAGGCAUUUGCUGAAGCGAAGGGCUGGGAUGUGAAGAGGCAGAUCGUGUGCGACGGUGGGGCCACAGAAAUGUUUCGGUGUGUCAUGCUGGAGUGCAGCCCAUGCUUGACAAAGUCCAGGGCAUCGUCAAAUGGACAUUUCCUAGUGACGCUGAAUCGAUGGAUGAACAUCUGGGAAAUGGCUGCGCUGCAGGGAUGGCCAAAAGUGCUGGUGGAUGAGGUCCUGCAGUCGUUUCCUGCCAGACAAAUGGGCGCGACCAUUGGCGACGGAAUGUCGCUGAGCAUUUUGCAGCGGAUGCUCCCUCGGGCGAUGCUGGCCUCCCAGCUCAUCAGUAAGCUUCCACAUGACAUUUGGGCUGAUUCCGCCAAGGUGAAAGGCCAUUUGCCAGAUGCAGUGUACGGUUUGGUUUCACCCGGACAUGAACAAGGCGCUCUGUGGCGAUGA
Effrenium voratum is the source of this 948-nucleotide messenger RNA. NCBI's taxonomy places the organism in Eukaryota, Dinophyceae, Suessiales, Symbiodiniaceae. The record is from the annotation of a GenBank genome assembly.